Messenger RNA from Oreochromis aureus, 698 nucleotides. It is a transcript of the gene cldn26, whose product is annotated as claudin 26. Gene Ontology annotation, biological process: bicellular tight junction assembly; cell adhesion. The transcript has a single exon. The coding region runs from base 19 to 678 and encodes 219 amino acids. Gene Ontology annotation, cellular component: bicellular tight junction; plasma membrane. The record is from RefSeq and is a predicted model, not a curated record. Gene Ontology annotation, molecular function: structural molecule activity. Lineage: Eukaryota; Metazoa; Chordata; Actinopteri; Cichliformes; Cichlidae.
UUCACCGCACAAAGGCAGAUGAUGGUUUUUCUAACAGCUAAAAUGAUGCAAAGGACCGCGCUCUUUGUGACGGUUGGAGGCUUGGUGACAUCUCUGAUCACCACCUUCCUUCCACAUUGGAAAACAAUGAACUCUGAUCUCAAUGAAGUGGAGAACUGGUUCUCUGGGCUGUGGCACACCUGCCUCUACACCGAGGAAGUGGGAAUUCAGUGUAAGGCCUACGAUUCCAUCAUGGGACUGCCGAUGGACCUGCAGAUCUCCAGGGUGCUCAUGUCAGUGUCUAUUGGUACUGGUGCUUCAGCUGUAUUGGCUGCUUUCCCGGGUCUAGAGGGGGUUGAGAUGUGUAUGGAGCCGCCUGGUCUGAAGAGAAGGCUCCUCAUCUUUAGUGGGGUGCUGUCCUGGGUGUCUGGACUCACUACUCUGGCUCCUGUGUCUGUUGUGGCCUACACAACUGUGGUGGACUUCUGGGACGAGGGUUUUCCUGAUGUGAUGCCACGAUGGGAGUAUGGGGAGGCGAUGUUCUCCGGAUGGUUUGGAGGCCUGGCACUGGUCAUCGGAGGGACUUUGUUCUUUGUAGCUGUAUGCAUGGGCGACUACGACCGGCAGACAUCGAGUGUACCAAACAGCCCACAGGUGAAGCAAAAGACACAGCACUACCUAAAGACGGAGGUUUUAUAACUUGGACAUUCCCAUAUGUG